Zophobas morio is the source of this 3077-nucleotide messenger RNA. RefSeq names its product armadillo repeat-containing protein 2. The record is from RefSeq and is a predicted model, not a curated record. Bases 232 to 2967 code for a protein of 911 amino acids. Gene Ontology annotation, biological process: cilium organization. The transcript is spliced from 11 exons. NCBI's taxonomy places the organism in Eukaryota, Metazoa, Arthropoda, Insecta, Coleoptera, Tenebrionidae.
UUGUAUGAAGCCUUUUCUCUUCCAUAUUGAUUUUUUCCGUGUCCAUCCAUUGCAUGUCUAGAACAUUUCUGAUUCCAUGAAAUAAUCAAUAGUCGUAUCAUUCUCGUUAGUCGACGGUUUCCACUAGAAAAGUCGCAGUUUGCAAUCAAGAACUCAGCACGAAACAUCUACUUGCGCUACCCCGCACGAAUUCCCUCCAUAAACACGACUCCCUUACCAUGAUCUACAGAAAUGGACCCAAAAAGUGACGAUGUAAAAAUAGGGGGCAUAAGCAAAGUGUCUUUACCUUUCUAUGAGCCCCCAGCCAGAAAAACCAGUGCGGAAAUCAUCAACGAAGCCCGACUCGCCAUUAGAGAAUCCCAAAUGGCGGAAAGCUCGUUUAUUUCGACUCCUAUUAAACCCCUACAAACCCAAAGACCUUUCACUCCACGGAACAAGGAAAGGCUACUUUUUGGAAAAAAGGCUAAAUCGAACAGACCGCCUAGUUCGUUUAGCCUACGGUACCUUCAAAAUGAAGCCGAAAUUCCAACAAACAUACACGAUUCCAACAUGAUCCUCAGUCCUCAAAUGCUAACCUCAACGGCAAAAAUCAACUCGGGAACAAAUACAAUUCCUAAAUCAGGUAUAGUAAAGCAGCGUUCAAAUUCCCUGUCGGAAAUCACCGACAACAAAAUCUUCAACAUCGGUAUCAAAGAAGUGUGUUUAAACAAAGUCAAGUUGCCUUCAUUAGACCACUUAAAACCUCUACAAAAAAGGAAACUUUUCAAAAAUACCACAUCACUGGAUAAUCUUCCCGAGGAACAGGAAGAAUUAAAGAACACCGAACCACGAAAAGCCUUCAGUUCUCCGCAAGAACGCACAGAUUUCAACGAAAAUCUCGAUUCACCUUUCGGUCGGUCGUCAAUCAAGCAAAAAAAUUUAUCUCAAUGUCUUCUUUUGGGUCCACAAAAUCUAAACAAAAUAUUUGAUAACAAACACAUUAUUGAAAACUCUGAGACACUCUUUGUCCGGACAGGUUACUUUAAUAGGGAACUAAGUCCGCAGCGUCGAAAUAAAGUACAAAAUUCAAUUUUAGCUGCGGAAAGUAAGGAGAGAAGUGUUGAAGAUGUUAUUAACGACCUAAAUUACGAAAGCGUCAAAAUGGAUAAUGAGGAUCGUGUUAUCGAGUUACUGGAGGAGUUGUAUGACCGCAUGGAGACAGAAAAUCUACUCAACACAAAAGUUAGCUCCAAGAUGAAAAUUCACAUUUUGAAGGCGUUGUAUAAGUAUGUGGAGUCGCAAAAUGAGAAACUGUUGCUGAACAUCGCAAGGGUUAUUUUGGGGCUGAAAGUAACAGGAAAUAACCUGAGUGGAGUAUGCAAACUAAUUUUCAAAGUGUCGAAGAACGACAAAAACGACUACUUAUUCUUCCAGAAAAAUAUAUUAGAAUUAUUUUUGGAUGCCUUGGGUCGUUCAAGCCCACUAGAUGAUGCCGAAGCCUGCGUAUACGGCUAUGGAUCUGUGAAAUUUUUAACAAUGAACACAAAACUUUUAGAUAAAAUUUUAUCCUUAGGAAUUUUACAGUUGAUGGUUUUGCACGUUAAAAUAAUAAAUAACGCUAAAGCGGAUAAAACAUCAAUGCCUGAACAAACAAAUCAUGCCUUGUUUCAACUAACUGGUGCCUUAAGAAAUAUUGUUUCAGAGGAAACUAUUUAUGAAACUUUUAUCUCUUGUGGAGCUGUUCAGCAGUUAUGUCAAACGAUGAAUUUGUUUUCUUCGGAUUUAGAUAUCAUAAGCAACAUAUCAAGAAUUUUGAGUACCAUAUCUACAAACGACUGUUGUUGUGACAGUCUCGUGGAGUAUAAGGACAUUUAUAAAGUCUUUAUACACCUUUUUGAGAAAUAUCCUGGCAAUGAAGAAAUUAUUGUCAGAUUGGCGUACACUUUAGGAAAUAUAGUAGCAAAAAUUGAUAAUACUCGGGUCAAAUUUUAUCACGAAAAAAACUCCGUUAAAAGUCUUCUAAACCUAUGGAAAAUAUAUCUGGAAAGAACUCUGAAAAUUUGUUCUUUAAAAAGCGACAACGAUUCAAUCGAAAAUGGAAAUCCUGAAGACGUAAUGAUUAAAGUAAUCAGAGUCAUUGCAAACAUGGUAAUUAACCCUGAGAUAGGUAAAGCUGUCAACGAAUCCUACGGAUGCCUCUUAAUAGACGAAUUUUUAAAAGUUUUAAUCAGCAACCCGUUCAAAAAGAACGAGGAAUUAGUGAUGUCCAUUUUAAGCACCCUCAACAAUUUAUCUUAUUAUUACACGUCGGACAUGGAACAGGACAUUUUUCACAUAAAACAAGUAGAAAUCGUUGAAGGCAUAACCGAAUACUGUAAAUCCCGCAAUAAAGAAUCAGUAAUAGAAUCCAUGAGAAUUUUGGGCAACUUGUCCCGGUCAAAAAUAACACGGGACUAUAUCGCCAAAUCUGAAGUAUUUCCAGUGUUAGUCAACAUUUUAGAAAAAGUAGACCUGACUCUACUCAAAACAACGAUUGGAGUUUUUGUUAACUUAAUGGCUGAUAAUAAGUCGCGAAAUUUGUUCAAAAAUCAAGGAGGAGUGUCCAAACUGAUUGCGAUUUUAACAAAUUUCGCCCAAAACGACUGGUUAUUGGGAAUGUUGGUGUGUCAAGUCAUCUGGAAUUAUUGCAUUGAAACUGCAGAUUUGUAUGAACUUAUUCCAGAUGACGAAAUUCAACAGUUGUUAGUCAUUUUAGCCGACUAUCUUGAUGAAGAAAAGUUAUUUGGUAUCACCGAAGGCUCAGAGGAUGCUGAGAUCUACGUUACUCAAGAAUAUCUAAUUUGGGAAGAAUUUGCAAGUGUUGCGACGAACUUACUUGAAAAGAUUGAAUACUUCUUAGAUACUUUCGACCAAAUACAUAUAGAGAACGAAACAGCGGUAACACAAAAAAAGGAUUCGAGUACUAACCUCAGUUUUGCAGCUUGGUAGAUUUAGAAAUUUGACAACAUAUAAAUAUUUAUCAAUUUAUACCCAUCUUAUUUAUUAGAAAGGCUGAUAGCAGUUUAUAGACUUUUUUAUUUAUACAAAAAUAUAUUUUA